Messenger RNA from Pocillopora verrucosa, 4127 nucleotides. The record is from RefSeq and is a predicted model, not a curated record. NCBI's taxonomy places the organism in Eukaryota, Metazoa, Cnidaria, Anthozoa, Scleractinia, Pocilloporidae.
AAGAAAAUGCAAAUACUGCUGGGUCCACUAAGAAAUUAAUAAUGCCUCAGAGGCUGAUAUCCGUGUUUGAGAUAUGAGUCACGGUAUAUAUUCGAGGCAAAAUACUGGGCCGACGAGAAAUAUUCUAUCCACGUACGUAGUGAUAAUUCAGAGGAACCAUAAGGAAAUGGCACUGCAAAGAAAUGGAAAUAAAUAUGAACUUUUUAAGCAUUGAAAGGUUUUGCAAGGUUGCCAAAGUGAAGGCCCUCCAUGAUGUGGAGAUAUCAAGCGACUGACGGAUCACUCGCUCACCUUUCAUUUGUUCAACCAGAAAAAGUAAAUCUAAAAGCUCAAAUGAUGUUUCUGCCUAUCAUAGCAAAUUGGAAAUGUUAUCUUGGAUGGAAAUGUUUAUAUGCUCGUCUGGUUUAACAAGAGAGGAAUUCAGUUUUAACCCGAAGUCUUAUUCCAUUCAGUUCAAUAAUGUAUUCCACUUCAAUGGAUCAUAUUCAAAGAUGCCCACAACCCACAAUGGCAUAUCACAAUGGCAUAUCACAAUGGCAUAUCAAUGGCUACCAAACUGAGAGUAGAACAUAACCUUUACCUGUCCCUUUGUCCACACCACUUUUGGUUUGUUUAUGUUCAAGAUGAAGGGGAGUUGCUCUGGGUACAAAGCUGUAGGAAACAUGAAAUACCACCAAAAAGACAUACUUCGUUAUUUCAUCCCUUUAUAUUGUUUUAUUUGAACCAGUAACUCGAGAGACAAUUUACUAAACAGGACAGGCUAGAAACGCCAAUCUCGACAUGACUUGAAAAUCCGUAACGAUACGUUAUGUUACGUUACGUUUCGUUACAAAACCUCCCACGCACAGAAAAUUACACGAAUAUUUCUCGCGCGUAGACGGCGUGGCCAGCUCGCGACAUUGGCAUUGGGCAUGAAAUAAGCUUAUUUACUUUUAGAACAAAGAUGGGCAAAAUAUGCAUUAUCAUCAAAUAUGUUAUUGAUUCUUAUCCCUUUGUACGUGCACCUUCAGAUCACGUUAUAACCGAACCACCAAUCAAUGGAAAGUCCAGUGAUGUCAGAAUUUUUUUUAAAAUUACAAUCCAUUUUGGAGAUCAAAAAAUUUUAGUCCCCUUUUCAUGUCAGACAUGUUGUUGUCUACUGAUGGUGAAGCCUCUACGUAUCAAAUGCAUUAACUUACGGCAACAUCAAGCCAAGGUCAUCUGUAUGGUGAUGUUUAUCGAGUAAAUAUGUUUAAAAUAAUUUAUUUCUAUCGUGUUGGGUAGGAUGGCGGCUAACAGACAAUCUGCCCGGAGCAAACGUUAAAAAUAAAGCAAAGUCAACAACAUUAAAAACAGUACAUGGUAUCGUUAGAUCAAAAUAAUAAAAUUUUUCUAAUAAAACUAUUUUCUGAGGAAAAUUAUUCGUGCCUUUUUACCAAAACCAAAUGCGUGCGUGUUUGCAAUUUAAUUAGAACCAUGGUUUGUCUUGACUUUGCAGUUCUACUUAUUAUUACUGUACCGAUGGAAGGAAAAACAGUCAUUAAUAUUUGAUUUGAAACACACUGUAAUGGGCAUGCGCAGUUAGACUGCAUCGUCAUUCCGCAUCAUUUGGUGUGAACGACUGGAACACGUGAGUGAUGUAAACUUUAGCCCGAAUCUUAAGUGAGAUAAGAGCUGGACCUGACUCUGUAACCGAGGAAUUCGUCAUUGUAUUACAACAAGAGUACAAGCUUGUAAUUUGACACAAACCUGCGCAAUUGCUUCUAUUGAUCCCCAAAAAAGUGUAUCGUGUUGCAGGAAUUAUCCCAAAUCGCUUCAAAACGGAAAAGUGAAAAGUGUGAGGAGAAACGUGUGAGUGAAUGUGGUGCAUUAAAUAAAAAUGAUCUUUGAAAUAGGAGAGUGCACCUGAAAAACUAAAGGAAAAGUAUUGCAUCCUUAUUAGACGAACAAGCGCACUCCUUGAAAGGGUUACAGCCUCCAUGUGCAAGACGAGAAUAAUGUCGGCUGUACCCCAGUAUCCAACUGAGUUACUUGUUAUGACUCGCUUCGCUUUGUUAUUUGUGCUCAAAAUAUUCAACAAUUUUAAUUUUUAAUGAAGAAAAAAGACGCAAUUAGCGUCAUUAUGGUUUCCAUUUGUUCCAGUUCGAUUUCAUAAUUUUAAAUUUACUAUUGCAAUAAUACCCUUCAAAAUUCGUGGUUUUAUUCACAAAAAUCCAACUGGAAAAUAAAUAAAUACACGAGAACAAAAAUUUACAAGUAGUGAUCUAGCAUCGGAACAAGAAUAAUAUUUGCAUAUAUUCACUGAUUUCUUGUAAUACAGAAAUAAAGAGUUGGUCGUUGAAUGGUUUCUUUUAAUUUUUUCUAAUAGGAGGUUGAAAUGGUUUUCGUCGCGACUUAAAGAACUAGAGAUGGACAUGAUGACAAAGAGAGUCCAGUGUGACCAUGACGUUCAAACAACGUUUGUUUACCUCUUCUCCUUAUAAGGGACUUUCUCGCUACAACUGUUUAUAGUAUUUACUAUGCAAAUAAGAUUUAAGUCGUUCAGGAAAAGACUUUGUCUAAAUUAUGAAGUUUAUUUCGACAUAUCAGUUUACAUGUACAUCGAAUGUGAAGCAAUAUCCUCACUUUCAUUUUAAUCCGGUGAAAUAUUGGAAGAAUAUCAAGAAUGAAAAGGUCUGAGGGAAAAAAGCCAAAAAGGGACAUGUAAUUGCGGCUCAUCAAGUUGUGGUUGGAGUCUUGUAUGAUCGCUUGCUGUUCAUAACAAUAUACAACGAUUUAGACCAUCUACAAUGUUUUGUAGUUGUUUUGAGGAUUUUACUGCAUGAUGGAUCCUAGAAAAUUUUUAAAACGUCUCGCAACAGAGCUCGGAUUAAUGAAAAAUAACUCAAACGCACAGAAAAAGGCUGAAAAAGUUUCCGAACCUGCCGAUUUUGAACAUCGUGUUCAUGUGGCUUUGGAUGAGGAUUCGGGGCGAUACGUUGGUUUACCAAUGCAAUGGAAACAAAUAGUCGGAAGGAAAUCAGACGAUUUUGCCGGUUCUGGAGAUUCACAUCCAGUGUCGAGAAGAUCUCUCACGCAGAGAAACACCAAUAUACUGGAUGACAACGCGCUUGGUCACACUUUGUCACAAAGAAACACGGGGAAUUUCGCAAUUUUUGCCGCUUCUUUAGAAACGCCGGGAUCAAGAGCAAGUGUUGCGGAUAACCAAGAUUUAAUAAUAGAGAGACUAAAACGAGAGUUGAGAGAUUACAAAGCAAGAAAUCCGCAUGGAUUCCAAGAAUUGAGGGAGGAUGGACUUCUUUCAGGUGGACGUAUUAAUUAUUCCUUACAAAAUCUCGGUGAUACAACGGUGACUCAGUUUUCGCUUUUAAAGAAAACAAACUCAAAUAAUACAUUUCGAAGAAAUACCAAACGGUUUGACGCCUUAGCCGAAGAGGAUUACGAUUUCCCCGAAAACAAGCGUAAUUCAAGGAGUUAUAAUAAUACGCUGUCAUCAGCUGCAGUAUCUGGAUACAGCCAAGAUGGUUCAUCUUCGACAAAAAGACACGCAAUCGAAUCAGCGAAUUUUCAACGGGUCCUGAAAAGAUCGGAAAGCGAGGUGUGAAACGAAAAAUUGGUCAUGUUGCUUUAAAUUUUGUUGACUUGAAAAGAUUUGACUGGAGGUAAUUAUUGCUGUAAAUUUUGGCUAGAGAACCCCAAAAUAUAUUCAGUUAUAACAUUGCUUAAUUUGUUCACAUGGCAAAAAAAGGUCCCAUUAAAUUAGUCCUGAAAGAAAAAAAGCUUUGUUAUCUGAGAGAAUAAGGUCACUCAAAGAGAAAAAAAGAAAGUAACAGCGAUGUUUUACUGUCCACCAAUAUCUUUUUUUGUGAAUAUAAUAGCCAAGAGAAAUACUAGACAUAUGCAAAUAUAUUAAGAAUAGAGCAGUAGACUUUGUCUGUCUUCCUGAGGCAAACAUUAUUUUAAACAAUGAAAAUUCAAUCAAUCAGUUUUGACUGAUGUGAGGCAAACUUCUUUCUUGAAAGGCGGCUUAGCUUUAAACGACUUGUAAACAUACUUCUUGUACACUGCAAAUGUUGCUUUUAUGGUGUCGCUUUUAAGCGAUAUUGUUUUACUUAAACUUAUGUUCACUUAGUAGUAUGUUUUAAGAG